GGUAAGCACUUCAUUGGGCAAGUGACGACAUACUUUUUCUAUGAUUCCGACGAAUCAUUCUACUAAAGAUUUGUGGUAUAGAUUUUGAUCUUUCGGGAAAGUAGCAGAUGUUUAUAUUCCAGAAAGGAGAGAUCGGAGAGGGCGUCGUUUUGGAUUUGUUUGGAUGUCUGAGGUUGCAGAUACCAAGGAUAUGGAAAGAAAGCUUAAUCAAAUUUGGCUGGAUUCGUAUCAUCUGAAGGUGAAAUUGGCAGAAAACAUGAAAUCCAGGAGGGAAGAGAUGUCCAGAGGACGACAGCAAAAGCAGACAACAGCACAGUGGAUCAGACGAGAUAGAAAGGUGUCUCCUGGGAUAACAUAUGCACAGAUUGUUGUUGGGAAAAUUAAGGCAUCUAAAGAAGGGGAGUCGCUGAACCAUGUAUCGGAGAAGAAAGUGGCAGGUCUAGAAACAAAGGGUGCAAUGUCAAAAGAGUUGGUAGUGAUACCAGUGUCAAUACCGGAUCAGGCUUCAACGUCAACAGCAAAUGAUGCCAAUACUUAUGUGCCGAAGGAGUUGGUUCUGCAGUUUUCUCCCAAGGAGGAUGAAGUUGCAUGGUUGAGACAAAGUAGAGUGACACUGGUUCGGUCAUUGGAUUUGGUGAUAAAAAUACAAAAUAGACUGGAUGUGGAUGGUUUAUUGGUGAAUGUUGCUCUGCUAGGGGGAAGACAUGUUUUGUUAAUGGAUAAUACGGAGGGUUACUUAGAGGAGUUUAUUGAUAAAAACAAGGAAUUGGUAGAGUCUUGGUUUGAAUGGAUACAGCCAACUUCAUUAUCUACUAUGCCAUCGAGAAAUAGGUUGGUGUGGCUUUGUUUUAAUGGUGUUACAUUGCGAGCAUGGAGUGAGAGGUGUUUCUUGGAGUUAGCAGGUUUAAUUGGUGAAGUAAUACUUGUUGAUGAUGAGACAAAAUCUAAAUCAUUUUUGUGUGAAGGUCGGGUCUUGGUAUUGUGUGAUGACACCAUGAAAAGUUCGCAGACUAUCACUCUAAUGGUGGAUGGAGAGCCUUUUCUGAUCAAGGUAUCAGAGGAGGAGUGGCGUAUGGAUCCAGACUGUGGCCUAGAGAUGGAUGGGCUGGGUAAUGUGGGCUCGAUUGGGCCAAGGGAUUGGGAGGCUGAGGAGCUGGGUGUAGAAAAUGGGUCUCGUGAGGGGCUUAGGCCUGCUGGAGCGCAACAGAAAGGAGCAGCUGUGUUGGGUAAAAAAUGUAAGAAAUUGGGGGACAUUUAUGUCGGGGAUGGGAUAGUGGAGGAAACAAGGGAGAUGGGGCUGCGGUGGGUGACGGCAAGAACCAGAUGCAGGAAGGAAAGAAAGGAAACAACAAGACAAUUGGAGCAGGGGAAGAAAGCAUAGAAAACUGAUCUUUCUUUGUCCGAUGGUUGUAUUCAAAAUCGCAACAAUCUGAUCCGGAAGCAACUGGAGUUGGAUGAGGUAAGAAAGCUGUUUGGGUUGGGGAUUCAAUGUCAAAAUAAUGAGGAAGAGGUGAUUUCAAGAUUGGCGCCAUUAGAAGGACGAGAUGAAGCCAAUUUUAGAAGGCCCUGAAGCUCGGGUGUGGAGUUUAGUUGAAAACAGUGAGUUGAGUUUUUAUCAUUAUGAAGUUUAUUUCCUUUAAUGUUAGAGGUUUGGGUAAUGGGUUGAAAAGGAGGGAAUUCUUAAGUUAGUUAAGAAGGAGAAUCCAGAUUUCUUGUUUCUUCAAGAAACUAAAUUGGAAGAGGUUGAGGAGUCUUUGUGUCGGGCAUUGUGGAACUCAGAAAAUUUUGAUUGGGUUAUGCAGAAAUCAAUGGGUAACUCAAGGGGCUUGUUGUGCAUUUGGAAUAAAGUUGUUUUAUUAAA
Rubroshorea leprosula is the source of this 1861-nucleotide messenger RNA. The record is from the annotation of a GenBank genome assembly. NCBI's taxonomy places the organism in Eukaryota, Viridiplantae, Streptophyta, Magnoliopsida, Malvales, Dipterocarpaceae.